Molecule: messenger RNA, 1569 nt
Organism: Phyllotreta striolata
Lineage: Eukaryota; Metazoa; Arthropoda; Insecta; Coleoptera; Chrysomelidae
Source: the annotation of a GenBank genome assembly
AUGUCUGUCGAAGACGAUUUGCACUGCCCGCCUCUAUCGGACGCGUGCUCCGGCGGCCCCGCGAACGACGAAGAGGAUUCCGAUGAUUGGGACGAAAUGGAAGUCAGCGGCGAACAAACCACUUGCCUUUUUUGUCCCCUACAAUUCCACACAAUAGCUGUGGCGUUAGAUCACUGCCGAUCCGAUCAUAAAUUCGAUCUGUUAGAGUUGAAGAACAAGUACAACAUGGAUUGCUAUUCGUACAUUAAAAUGAUCAAUUACAUCAGACUCCAGAAACCCGACCCGCAGUUACUAAACGAGUCUUCGAUCGCUUUGUGGGAGGACGAUGUUUAUUUGAAACCCGGUGAAAUGGAAACGUGGCUUAUGUACGAUUUCGAUGACUUGGGCAGCGCCCCAUCGACUCCACAUUACGCUAUAGACGGUAAAACUCCAAUCAGUAACAUAAACUUUUCUGAUCUACAGAAACAAAUACAAGAUCUAACGAUGCAAGUGAGGCAUAAAGAUAUGUUGUUAGAGAACUAUUUAAGGGAUAUGGAGAAAAUGAGAAAAGUAACCAGGACAAUCGUAGAAUCCGGCGACUCUAUCGAUAAGAAACUAACGCACAAUGUAGUCUCAUCGGGCUGUGAUAGUAACGAUUAUUUCAAUUCCUAUUCCCAUUUCGGAAUCCACCACGAAAUGCUCAAUGAUACAGUUAGGACUGAUAGCUACAGGGAUGCCAUAUUGAACAAUAGUAAUUGUUUCGCAGAUAAAAUCGUUUUAGAUUUGGGAUGUGGAACAGGCAUUUUGUCUAUGUUUUCAGCCAAAGCUGGAGCGCACAAAGUGUACGGAAUCGACCAAUCUGAUGUGAUUUACAAAGCUAUGGAUAUUAUUAGAGAAAAUAAUUUAGAGGACCAAAUUCAUUUGAUAAGAGGACAAUUGGAAAAGACGAAUUUACCUGUAGAAAAAGUGGAUAUAAUAGUAUCCGAAUGGAUGGGUUAUUUCCUUCUCUUCGAAGGAAUGCUGGAUAGUUUUAUUUACGCUAGAGACAAUUAUUUAAAAGAAGACGGUUUAAUUUUACCUAAUCGAUGCAAUAUAAGCAUAAUCGGUGUUAGUGAUACAGAUAGGUACAACAAAGUAAUCAAUUUCUGGGACAACGUCUACGGGUUUUCAAUGAAAUGCAUGAAAAGCGAAGUAAUCAAGGAGGCUUUCGUGGAAAUUGUACCGGACGAUAAGCUCAUCACAGAUUCCCAAGUAAUAACGGAGAUAAAUCUGAGAAAGUGCGACGUGAACGCCUGCAUAUUCAGCUCGAAAUUCAACUUAACGGCCCGCAAAGAUGGCGAUUUGACGGCCAUAGCGGGCUAUUUCGAUACGUUUUUCGAUUUGGAUAAUAAAAUAGAGUUUUCCACCGGACCACAGGCUACGAAAACCCAUUGGCAACAGACGGUUUUCUUCCUAGGGGAGCCUAUAACUCUAAAGCAAGGUGAGGUAAUCGAAGGUACAAUAAGUUGUACGAGAUUGACGAAAAACGUGCGAGGACUCGCCAUUACGAUUACAAUCGACAAAAACCGCUACCAGUACGUCAUGGAUUGA